This is a messenger RNA of Sugiyamaella lignohabitans, 1068 nucleotides long. It is a transcript of the gene MET22, whose product is annotated as Met22p. Gene Ontology annotation, biological process: sulfate assimilation; phosphatidylinositol phosphate biosynthetic process. The record is from RefSeq and is a predicted model, not a curated record. The transcript has a single exon. Gene Ontology annotation, molecular function: 3'(2'),5'-bisphosphate nucleotidase activity. NCBI's taxonomy places the organism in Eukaryota, Fungi, Ascomycota, Dipodascomycetes, Dipodascales, Trichomonascaceae. The coding region runs from base 1 to 1068 and encodes 355 amino acids.
AUGGGUUUGUUUAGUGUGGAGAAGAGAAUUGCACAACUGGCGGUGCAGAGAGCGUCGCGGUUGACGGCGGCGGUUGCGGCCAGGAACAGUUUGAGCUCGAUUACGAAGUCGGAUGACAGUCCCGUGACAGUGGCCGAUUUCGGGGCCCAGGCCAUUAUUAUUAGUGCUAUUCGACAUGCGUUUCCUAAGGAUGAGGUUGUCGGUGAAGAGGAUGGUGCCAAAUUGAGAGCCGAUGCCGGGCUUCGUGAGAAUGUCUGGAAAUUGGUUCAGGAUGCUAGUAAUGAUUCGUUUGCUAGCGAGAUCGGACAAUUGAAGUCGGCGGACGAGAUGAUUGAUGCGAUUGACCACGGCAAUUCCGAGGGUGGAAAUAGUGGCCGUAUUUGGGCUUUAGAUCCCAUUGACGGGACAAAGGGGUUCCUUCGUAGAGGCCAGUACGCAGUUUGUUUGGCUCUGAUGGUUGAUGGAAAAGUCCAGGUCGGUGUUAUAGGAUGUCCUAAUCUGCCAUUACAAGUCGGUCAAUCGUCUGCUCCUGCUGCUGGUGAAGUGGCUGGUGAGAGUGGUAGCGAGGGUAAUGGGGCUUUGUUUACUGCUGUUAGAGGUGAGGGUGCUUUUGUUAGUCCUCUGUUUAGUGCUGCUACUGAAUCCAAUACUAAACAGAUCCAUUUCAAUGCCAUUACUUCGACGGCCAAUGCCACUUUCUGCGAAUCUGUUGAAUCGGGCCACAGUGCUCAUGAUACUCAAGCUGCUAUUGCCAGUGCUUUAGGAAUCACGAAACCGCCUGUCCGUAUGGACUCGCAAGCCAAAUACUGCAGUAUUGCUCGUGGCGACGGUGAUAUCUACCUCCGUUUGCCUGUAUCCAGCACUUAUCAGGAGAAGAUCUGGGACCAUGCUGCUGGAAACGUUCUUGUUCACGAGGCCGGUGGCCGUGUCACUGAUAUGUUCGGUAAAGAGCUUGAUUUCGGUGUCGGUCGCACUCUUCGCGAUAAUAAGGGUGUCAUUGCCGCCAGCGCCGCGAUCCACUCGGACGUCCUCAAAGCCGUGCACCAGGUUGUAAACAGUUCUAAUUGA